CUUUUUCAGAGCCACGAACAAGAGUUCCGGCAAAUGGUUCAAGAAAAGUAUGCUGUAGUCAAUUGUCCCCACUCUGUCGGUUUUCAUGCAGAUCGUCUCGCUAUUGUUGACCUCGAAGAAGGCAGUAAGACGUACUGCAAUGUAAUUUCUGUGUUGACGUUUCCUGAUGUUGGCGAUGAGCCAGGACGAAUGAAUUGGACCAGGUCUGCUCCCAAUCUUCAGGCAGUACCUAACGUGGUUCGAAACCAUAUGGUUGUACCUUGUAUGAACAGCGAUCGGAUCUACAUUGUGGAAAUAGAAGAGGAAGGAAUGAAAAUCGUAAAAACAAUCAAUCCGGAGCUUUUGAAAUACUACGAUAUGUCAUGUCCAUAUGCUGUUCAUGUGCUGCCGCUCAAAGGUGCACCAGUUCACAUUGCAACUUUGGGAGACAAUUAUGGCCAUGGAAAAGGCGACUUUUUAUUGAUUGAUCGGGAUUCGUUCGAGAUUCGUGAACGUCACAAUCGUAGUGGAUUCUGCGGUUUCGGUGGUGACUUCUCGUUUCAGACGAGACGAAAUUUGUUGAUUGCAUGUGAAUGGGGACAUCCGCGACUCUUCCGCAGUGGCUUCACUCUUAGCGACAUUGAGAAUGUGUCGGAGUCUUUUGGCAGUCAACUUCAUGUAUGGCAGAUUUCUCCUGGUAUAUUAAAAGAAAGCAUCGAGCUUGGUCCAUUUGAAGGAUGUCUCACUACAACUGUACGCUUUCUACACAAUCCAGAAUGUAAUCAUGCAUUCGCUUGUUCGGCAAUCGGCUCGACCGUCUUUCACCUUCACAUGAACUCAACAAAUGGGAAAUGGAGCGCCGAUAAAGUCUUUCACGUUGAGACAUUACAGGUUGAAGAUUGGCUUGCGUCUGAGAUGCCGGCUCUUCUCACUGAUCUCGUCAUAUCUAUGAACGAUAGAUUCGCAUAUGUGGCAGGAUGGUUACAUGGAUGUAUAUGGCAGCUGGAUAUUUCCGAUCCAUUCCGGACUACUUCUCACAAAUUCGCUUUCAUCAAUGGUGGACACCGACCAGAGGCAGCGACUACUGUCCGUGGCACGGUCUUCCGUGGCGGGCCAGCAUUUCUGCAACUAAGCCUCGACGGAAAACGAUUAUAUGUCAGUAACUCGUUCUACAAGCAGUGGGAUGCUCAAUUCUACCCUGAUCUCAUCGCCAAAGGAGGUCAAAUAGUAAGGAUAGACAUCGAUCAAGGGAUGACGAUUUCUGAUACGUUUCUGAUCGAUUUGAAGGUGAGCUCUUUGAGCAAUACCGGACCGUACUUGGCUCGUGAUCUACGCUUUUUCACUGGUGAUUCAACUAGCGAUAACUUCUUAUAA
Molecule: messenger RNA, 1353 nt
Organism: Haemonchus placei
Lineage: Eukaryota; Metazoa; Nematoda; Chromadorea; Rhabditida; Trichostrongylidae
Source: the annotation of a GenBank genome assembly